Molecule: messenger RNA, 2183 nt
Organism: Cyprinus carpio (common carp)
Lineage: Eukaryota; Metazoa; Chordata; Actinopteri; Cypriniformes; Cyprinidae
Product: plasmolipin-like
Exons: 5
Coding region: 282-809 (175 amino acids)
Biological process (GO): myelination
Cellular component (GO): membrane
Molecular function (GO): structural constituent of myelin sheath
Source: RefSeq, a predicted model, not a curated record
CUCCCCUGGAGGCGUGGGUUCGAAUCCCACUUCUGACAACAAUGUUUUUUUCCCCCCAGUAGGCGAACAGCUGACGCGUACUCAGCAUGAAGACCAAAGGCCGUUUCAUACCUCACGGAGAGUAUAGUACAGAAACAACCAAACUAGCAAAAAUACAUGACACGAAAGUUUUACAUCUGGUCGCCGCAGACAAGUGGCCAAACUGAGUCAACGACAGCAGUACAAAAAUGACUGUUGAGAAGUGACAUUUUUAUGUAAUCAACUCUUUAUACUGAGAAGAAAUGGCGGAUUUUCCUGGGAAGGUCAACACGCAGACCAGCCCCAGUGAACCUCAGAGAAGUUAUGGAACCACAGCAAUGGCGGACAUGGACUUCAUCAGAAGUAUUCCUGGUAUCCUACUUAUAGUUGAGAUUUUUGUUGGAUUACUGGUGUGGUCGCUGAUCGCCAGCACCAGCUACACCUUGCUUCCUGUUUAUGGUUGGGUGAUGUUUGUCAGCGUGACGCUGUGGCUCCUGAGCAUUGCCCUGUUUGUUGUGCUGUUGUUGAGGUUUUAUCAGAGUCUACCCUCAGUGCCCUGGCCUUUAGUGCUCAUGGUGUUCUAUGUAGUCGCAGCUGUUCUAUACGUAACUGCCUUUCUGGCUGAUGCAGUAUCUGUCCCACCCCAGUGGUAUCCCUGGCAUGGUCAUCUAGGAGCUUCUGCAUUCUUUGCCAUAGUGGUGACUCUGUUAUACGGAGCUAGCAGCUACUUUGCCUAUUUGGACUGGAUGGGUGAAGGACAAAACGCAGCGGCGAGUACAGUGCCUGUGUAGACCAUCCUCUGACUGACAUUCUCAGUCACUAUGUGUGGAGACUUCGAAGGGGAUAUUACUCAGAUUAUUUGGCACUGCUGAAAAUCCUCUUCAGGAACGUCCAACAACCCUUCUGUAUAAUGGUGCCCAGCAAAAUUGCUUGAUGGUUUAUAACAUGGACAUUGUGUGUAUGCUUAUGUGCAGCAGGCGUGAAUGAAAUUAAUUAUUUUACUUAGCAAGGACGCAUUGAUUUGAUCAAAAGGGACAGUAAUUACAUUUAUAAUCUUACAAAAAAAAUAUAUUUUUAAAAAAUGCUGGUAUGGGAUCGAGAAAGGUCUGCAAGUCGGGACUUGAACUCUGGAUGCCUGAAGCGCAAUGGUGCCGCAUGUCGGCACACUGCCCACUAGGCAAUCAGUGCAUAGAAACACUAUUUUAAAUUGCAGUAACAUUUCACAAUAUUAAAGCUUUUAUUGCAUGUUUACGGUGGCUGGGAGAGCUCGACGACGUGCUGCAUAUGCAAACACAUGCAAAUAAAAAAAGCACCAGCAAAUUAAGAAUACAUGCAAAUGCUCACAACACAAACAAAGAAACGCGCAAGUAUCAAAAUAAAAAUAGACCAAGGUUGUUGUUUUUUUGGCAUAUUGAUUACCAUUUGUAUAACCACAGUUGUACAAAUACCAUGGUCAUACUAUGGUUAUUGUAGUAAAUCCAUGGUUAAUUUGUGCAUGGUUACCAUGGUUUAACUAUGGUAACCAUUUUUUUUUAAUAUUAUUAAUAAAUUAAUUAACUUUAAUUAUAAAAUCAUAUGUUAUUGCUUUUUUUGUAAGCAAAGUAAAUUAGCCAGCUUACAUAAACCUUUCACAGUUACACUGUGCAUUUCAUCAGCUUAUUUAGGCUAAUAUAUAUAUAAAAGCUAAGAAAUCCUAUGAUCAGGAUGUUUAAAUAAACUAAAAUCUCACCUUUCAGAGCAAACAUUGAUAAAUGUUUGUCACUUCGCCGUUCCUUUAAACAUUUCUAAGGUGGCCCAUUUGCAGCGUGUUUCUAUGUUUGUGUUGCAUUUGCAGUACGUGUGUUGUCAAAUUGAUGAAUGUUUUCUUAAUUUGCAGGUGUUUUUUUAUUUGCAGCACGUUGAGCUCAGUCGGCCACCGUAUAUGUUUGAUCAAAUAAAUGCAGCCUUAGUGAGCAUUAAGAGAUUUUAAAAAAUAAAUAAAUAAACAAAAAUACACAAAUCUUUCCAGCCCCAACUUUUAGUGUACUAUUUUUCUAAGAUACACUAAAUGACUCGAGCAACUAUGCAUUCAAGUGGUGAGGUUCUUGCAUUAUUGUAAAGUUAUGCUUAAGAAUGUAACUGUUUUGAGCAUAAAAAUGCUUUGAUAAAAUAUAAUUAAAAACCAA